Molecule: messenger RNA, 4470 nt
Organism: Malurus melanocephalus (red-backed fairy wren)
Lineage: Eukaryota; Metazoa; Chordata; Aves; Passeriformes; Maluridae
Product: unconventional myosin-IXb-like
Exons: 23
Biological process (GO): Rho protein signal transduction; actin filament-based movement
Cellular component (GO): myosin complex
Molecular function (GO): ATP binding; protein binding; microfilament motor activity
Source: RefSeq, a predicted model, not a curated record
UUACAGAAGGAGAUGCUGUUUGAUGAAAAUUUGGUGCUGCAGCAGUUACGGUACACGGGCAUGCUGGAAACUGUGCGGAUCAGGAGGUCUGGCUACAGUGCCAAAUACACAUUCCAGGAAUUCAUCGACCAGUUUCAGGUGUUACUGCCCAAAAAUGCCAAAGCCUCCAAGGAAGACAUUUGUGCUUAUUUGAAUAAACUCAAACUGAACGAAAACUACUAUCAAAUAGGGAAGACCAAGGUUUUUAUGAAAGAAGCUGAACGGCAGAUACUACAGGAUACACUACACAAAGAAGUGAUCAGGAAAAUCAUCCUCCUUCAGAGCUGGCUCAAGAUGGUUUUGGAAAGGAGGCGCUUUCUCAGGACGCGCCAGGCAGCCAUUGUUUUACAGGCAUGCUGGCGCUCCCGCUGUGUCAGGAUGGCCCUGCAGAGGAACAACGCUGCCAUCGAGAUCCAGGCAGCCUGGAGGCGGCACCGGCAGCGCAAACGUUUCCUGCAGCACAGGAGGAGAGUUUGUCUCCUGCAGGCCCUGGUCAGGGGGUACCUGCAGCGUAAGAGAUACCAGAAAAUGGUUGCAGAAAGGCAGAAAGCUGAAGAAAAGCAGAGAGAAAUGCAGGAAGAUGAAAACAAAGAGGAUGAUACAGGCAAGGAAGAACAGAGUGAGCCAGCAACAGAUGAGCUGCCUGUGAAACACGAGGCAGAGCCAGAUCAAGCUGUUGAAGAUGAAGAUCAAGCUCAAAAUGAGCAAGCUGAAAACCUGAGCUCAUCUGAGAAAGCCAUGUUAACCCAGAAGAGCACGACAGAGGGCUCAGAGAGAGUAAUCCACAGCCGGGAGAAGCGGGAAUCCCGUCGGCAGAGGGGGCUGGAACACAAUGACUUGCAGAACAAACAUGUGCUCCUGUCCUUUGAAGGUCCAUCUUCACAGUGCCAUGAGGAGCCAACUGUUUCUGAAGAGGCCCUGGAAAUUGCUCCAGUGCCAGAGAAAUCCACAGCACAAGAAGAUAAUAUCCUUCAGGGAAGUGGCGAGGGAGAGAAAAGUCCAAGCGAAGAAAAACCUCUUUCAGACAUUCCACCGUCGAGUGAGAUGAAAGAAAGUGGUUCUGCUCCUGAGCAGCCACCCGGGUCAGAAGCAGAGGACACAGCAGCUGACAGAACGAAAACACAAGGGAAUCAAAAUAACCAAAUAAAAGGCAGCCAAAGCUUUAAUUGCCCUGCAAGGCCGACAGAUCUUGCACUGAAUGUUCGUAACACSCUGUCUGCUACCGGGAGCUUUCAGRGCCCUGCUGACACCUGGGCAGAGAAAAACAGGCGUCAGAGGGCAACCAAAGACCUGGACAGUCCCACUUCUGCAAUCCAGAGAUAUGUGGAUGACCCAGAGAAGCUGAAGUACAAGAGAGAGAAGUGGAAAGGAAAGAGACAGUCUGAUGCUGGCCAGAAUGAUGUGCUGAGUCAGUCUUUGGAUGGAAGGAUCCGUGUGGACAAAUCUCCUCAGGAUGAGCUAGAGAAGAAGGGGAGUUCAGCUUCAUUAAGUGACCUCUCAACACUGGCCCAGGCUGUUGCCAUGAACCAGCAAUCACCAGAUCCAAUAGAAGAAGAAAAAGGCAACAAGAAAUACCUUGGGCAGAAGAAGCCCAGUGACCACUUCCCUACUUUGGACACGGCUGUUCCAAUGCAGCCAGCAAGUCAGCAAGUGGAUGCCAAGUCUGCCUUCAAAAGCCCUUUGCGUAGACUUUUGGGGAAAAAGCCAGACAAGAAAAUUGCAAAGGAGAGUUCUGAUGUGAUUGAGGAAGGAGACGGCCUCUCCCUCAUAUCUUGUGUCCCCUUUCCAGACACAGGAGGAGCCCAGAAAGCUCCAGAAGGUUCUUCGGGGCAGCCGGGCCGCCCCCAGGCCGGGGAGCGCCACGGGAAGGAGAGCAGCAAAGCAAAGAAGAACAGAACCAUAAAGAUCAGCAAGAUCUCCAGCGUGUCUCAGAACUGGCGCGCAUCCAUGGUCCGCGAGAUCGCCAAUGCCAACGAGCUCAAACACCUCGAUGAGUUCCUCCUCAACAAGAUCAAUGACUUACGCUCCCAGAAGUCUGGUGUUGAAUGUUUGUUUUUUGAAGCCACAGAGAAGUUCAGAGGAAACAUCAAGACUAUGUACUCUGCUCCUAAUGGGCAAAUCCAUGUUGGCUACAAAGAUCUGGUGGAAAAUUACCAGCUCCUAGUUACAAACCUGGCCAAAAAAAGGGAAGAGAAAGAAGUCAAGCUGGUUUUGAAUCUCUUUCAAUCCCUUCUGGAUGAAUUCAUCAGAGGAUAUACAAAGAAAGAGGAAUCUGAGCAGCCCAAGCAAACCAAAGCCCAGAAGAAGAAACGGAAACAGGAUCGUGCAAUUGAGGAGCACAAUGGCCACGUGUUCACGAGCUACCAAGUGAGCAUCCGGCAGUCGUGUGAGCACUGCUCCUCCUACAUCUGGCCCAUGGAGAAGGCCUGUCUGUGCAGUGUUUGCAAGUUGACUUGUCACAAGAAGUGCAUGUCCAAAAUCCAGAACAGCUGUACCUCCUGUGGGAAAAAGAGCGAGCAGGACACAGAGCCCCGGCACUUUGGGGUGUGUGUGAGCUCCCUGACCAGCGAGAGGAACUCGGUGCCCAUUGUCAUGGAGAAGCUGCUGGAGUACGUGGAGAUGCACGGGCUCUACACAGAAGGCAUCUACAGGAAAUCAGGAUCAGCAAAUCGCAUGAAGGAGCUGAAGCAGUUGCUGCAAGAAGACCCAAACUCGGUGAAACUGGAGAAUUACCCUAUUCACACCAUCACAGGGAUCCUUAAGCAGUGGCUGAGGGAGUUGCCAGACCCACUGAUGACCUCGGCACAGUACAAUGAUUUUCUCAGAGCUGUAGAACUGCCAGAAAAACAGGAGCAACUCUGUGCCAUUUACAGUGUCCUGGAACAACUCCCACAAGCAAAUCAUAAUACCUUGGAACGACUCAUCUUCCAUCUUGUCAAAGUGGCUUUGAUAGAAGAUGUGAAUCGCAUGUCCCCCAACGCCCUGGCCAUCGUGUUUGCUCCGUGCCUCUUGCGCUGUCCUGAUACCUCUGACCCCUUGACCAGCAUGAAGGAUGUCUCAAAAACAACCAUGUGUGUAGAGAUGCUCAUAAAGGAACAGAUAAGGAAGUACAAAAUCAAAAUGGAAGAAAUCAAUCAGCUGGAAGUGGCRGAGAGCUUCGCUUUCCGACGGCUCUCGUUGCUUCGGCAGAACACGCUGUGGCCUGUAAAACUUGGGUUCUCUUCCCCUUACGAGGGGAAGCUGAAUAAAAGCUCUCAGGUCAAAGGAAAUGACAGUGGCACCUCAGAGCUGGACUCUGUGCAUGAAGAGGAGGACGUUUCUGAAGCCAAUAACCGGGAGAAGGAGAUUCUCAUUGAUCGCAUACAGUCAAUAAAAGAAGAAAAGGAGGACAUCACUUACCGCUUGCCUGAGCUCGACCAGCGAGGCUCCGACGAGGAAAACGUGGACUCKGAGACCUCAGCGAGCACGGAGAGCCUGCUGGAGGACAAACCAGGCCGGAUGGAUACCGAAGCAAUUAUUGGAUUACACUGCCGUGCUCAGAGCUCCAGCGUGCCUGCCAAAGACAUUUGCAAAGUGCCUUCUCUCCCGCAAACCUCUUCGAAUUCUUACUCUGCAUCCCUGGCUUCAAGGCGCAGAUACUCCUUAACACUGUCCAAGAUUAAAGUGCCCCGUCGAACUCCAGUGAUGCCAACAGCAAAUAUAAAGCUUCCUCCGGGGAUGUUCAAACGUACAGAAUCCCAGGAUGAGGUUUUGGCUAAGGAAGAGCCUCCGGUGGUGUGCCGAAGGGAGCAGCCGGCGMGGCGCACGGACAGCAUCCACUCGGUGUACAUUGCACAAGGGUCGGCACUGGCCCGCGCUCAGGAACUCGUGGAUGAAUACGAACCCACAGUGAAGCUCAAACGCAGGUUCUCGGACCCUUACUCUCACAUUCCCUGCGUGGAGAAGUGAAAUUCUUCAGCUCUCUGGACUCGUCUUGAAGUUGACCACAGCUUUGGCUUUAACCCUUUGAGGGCUGUGAACUUGUUCAUGGUCUUUUAAGUGGCUGUGGGGAAGGCAGCCUGGAAAUKUACAGUACUGUAAGGGUUAAGCGAGGUUGUUUAAAGCAAAUACUCUCCACUUUAAAUUAAAACCUUGCAAAGAAAGUAAAACUUAAUGUUGAGUCGAAUACAUGGGCUGAGUGUACAGGAAACAAGUCCCCCCAUUCCGCUGCCGUGCCUUUUCCAUUUGCCUUACAAUGGACUCUCAUGGGACCAACAGUGAGUUUAGGUCAAUGUGUGUUGCCUUAAUUUUUUGUAUGAUUUUAUGACAAUUUUCUCUAUGGUUUACAGGACUGUUAAWGUGGUAAUAGCCUUAACUGAGACCGUCAUGUAUGAAAACGUUUAUUAAAACAUUGCACUUUUAAAAAAUAACAUGUUGUUUAUCAAUGUCUGU